AUGGACUAUUAUCAGAACGAAGGGGCGGUGGUGCCCUACGGAAGUGAAGAUUACAACGGGGGCGAUGACAGGGCUCUGCCCCCACCGCCGCCCGACAUGGGGGACGGUGGCGAUUCCGGCUAUGGUGGAGGAUACGGCAAUUACGACUAUGGCAAUGGAUACGAUCAACAGGCGUACGAUUACAGCCAGCAGGGCUACGAUAAUGGAGCCUCGGCCUACACCAAUUACGAUGCAUCCGGCCAGUACGACACAACUGCCUAUGGAGGCGGAGAGCAACACUACGACAGCUCUGCGUACUACCAGCAGCAGCCAACGGAUGCUACUACUCAGUCGGCCGCAUCUUCAUCGAGUGCCGCCCCCGCUGCGCCGAGUGGACCCCAAUUGAAGAGGUGGGAGGUGGCCUGGACUCUCAAGGAGCUGCGAGAUGAGAACAACUGGACUCUCGCCGCCGAUGCUGGCCUGUUCAACUACCUCAAGCAAUUUUCGAGCAACCUGGUGGCCAAAACGAAGGAGGUGGAGGGCGCUGUGGACACUCUGGUCACCGCCACCAAGGCUGCCGACGUCAAGCUGCACAACACCUUCAACGAGUUCCUCCUGCUCGCCAACUCGCAGUACAUCGAGAACCGUGUGUACGACGCCGAGGAGGAAAUGCACGCGGCUGCCGAAGAGCCGAAGCCGGCGGACACCAAGAAGAUGGAGGAAAUGACCAGCGAGGAGAUCGAACAGAUUCUCUACCCCAAGUAUUUGGACGCCAUCGGCAACGGUCUUCAAGCGCUGAAGCUGUCGGCGCUGGCCAACCCGCCGAAGCCCCCGAUGCCGGCUUCGAUGACCGAGGAGGGUGGCGAGGGUGCCGCGCCGGCUCCCGAGGCGGACGCGCAGGCCGACAAGACGCCGGACCCCUACGCCAAGUACCCGCUGCCCUACGUCAUCGGCACCGUCGAGUUCCACGAGGACGACUUCUGCGGCCUCUUCCUCUCAUCCGAAGAUGAGCUGAGCGAGGAGGACUUGACCGAGGACGAGGGCGAUCAGACGGAGGAGGGACUCACCGACGAAGAGGGCGGCGAGGGCUCCGCCGGCGAGAGCGAUGGUGGCGACUACGACACGACGGGCACCGACAAGGGCAAGGAGCGGGUCGACGGCGAAGGCGGCCAGGAGGACAACGAGAACGAAGACGAAGAGGAGGAGAGCGAAAGCGAAAGCGAGAGUGAGAGCGAGGACAAGGGCAUCUUCAGCGAGAGCUCCGAGGAAAGCUCCGGCGGCGGUCUGUUCUCGGACGAGGAGGAGAAGGAAGAGCGCAGGCAGCGCCGCGAGGCGCGCAGGGCCGCCCGUGAGCAGCAGCGCCAGGAGCGGAUCCAACAGAAGGCGGCCAGGCGGGCCGCUCGGAAGAACAAGAAGGCGGCGGCGCCCGCCGCACCUCCUGCCGAUGCCGGCGCGGAGGAGGAGGAAGACGACGGUUUGACCGAGGAGGAGCGCAAGAAGAAGCAGCUGCAGCAGAAACUGGCGGCCGCGAUCCAGCGUAACGCCAAGGGCGAGCUGCCCGAGAGCCUCGAAGGCAAGCGGAAGAAGCGACUGGGUCCCAACGACGAGACGGAGACCGAGCGGGAGGAGGACGAGGAGAGCGAGGAGUUUGUGCCGCCGAAAAAGCAGCAGCAGCAGCAGCCCAAGGACACCAAGUCGACCAAGAUCAAGCCCGACGACCUGUUCGCGUCGUUCCUGGACAAGAGCGACGACGAGGAGGAGAAGGACAUCUUCGCCGACUUUGGCGACGACAUGGGCGGCGAUACCAAGAAGGCCCCCACGAAGAAGGCCGCCGAGAAGAAGUCCGCCGCCAAGGCCGAAGCAACGAAGAAGUCCAGCGGCGGCGGCGGACUCUUUGAGGACAUUCUCGCCGGCGGUGGCGAUGAUGAGGAGGAAGAUCAAGGCAUGUUCGGCGGUGGGUCGACGAAGAAGGCGGCCGCCAAGGACAAGAAGUCGGCGGCCGCGGUGCCGUCGUUCCUCGGCGACGAAGGCGGUGACGAAGGGCUGUUUGGUGGCGGCGGCGCUGACGAGGCCCCCAAGGCGGCUCCUACGAAGAAGGCGGCGCCCGCGGCCAAGAAGUCGGCCGGCGGCCUGUUUGGCGCCAGCGAGGACGAGGCCGAAGGAGCCGACCUGUUCAGCGGCGGUGGCGCUCCCGCUUCCACGAAGAAGGCGCCGGCCGCGGCCAAGAAGUCGGCCCCCGCCGCCGGUGGCGGUCUCUUUGGCGGUGGCGACGACGAGGAGGGUGAGGGCAUGUUCGGCGGUGCUCCCGCGCCGGCGAAGAAGAAGGCGGAGACCAAGGCCGCUGCCCCCAAGUCCUCCGGCGGACUCUUUGGCGCGAGCGACGACGAGGGCGGCUUCGGUGCCGCUGAGCCCGCCCCUGCCAAGAAGGCCCCGGCCUCCGCCAAGAAGCCAGCGACGGGCGGCGGUGGUCUGUUCGGCGAUCUCGGCGGCGACGAUGAGGCCGGCGACGCCGGUGGUCUCUUUGGCGGCGUAGCGGUGCUGCCCACGUCCGGCGGCGCCAAGAAGGCCGCGCCCGCGCAAAAGAAGUCCACGGCGUCGUCCUCGGGCUCGUCGCUCUUCGGUGGUGACGACGAGGAGGGCGACUCCAUCUUCGGUGGCGCGCCCGCCCCUGCCGCGGCCAAGAAGACCCAAGCGCCGCCGCCCAAGGCCGCCGCGCCGGCCAAGGACACUCUGCUGGGCGACGAUGAGGAGGCGGUCGCUGACAACGGCGGUGGCAAGCAGGCGUCGAGCAAGCCCUUCGGCGGUGUCAAGAUGUUCCCCGACAUGGCCAACGCCGCUGCCGCCAAGGCCAAGGACAUCAAGAAGGCGCCGGCCGCUGCUACUGCUGCUGCUGCCCCCGCCGCGACGAAGAAGCAGGCGGCGCCCGCGGCCUCGCCGCUGGGCGGCGGUGACGAGGAGAAAUCCGGUGGCGGUCUCUUUGGCGGAGUCGCGGUGCUGCCCACGUCCGGAGCGCCCAAGAAGGCCUCGGCGCCCGCACUUGCGCAGGCCAAGAAGAGCGGAGGUGGCGGCCUGUUUGGCAGCGAGGACGAGGGUCUCUCCGACGGCGAUGACGCCAACGCCCUGUUCGGUGGCGGCGGCGUGACGGCGGCCAAGAAGAAGUCUGCCGAGCCGGCCAAGAAGGCGGAGGAACCGGCGGCUGCCAAGAAGGAGCCGGCCGCCAUUAAGAAGCUGAUCGGUGGUGGAGGCGGACUUUUCGGUGACGACGAGGAAGGCGCCAGCGGUGCCGGUGGUCUGUUCGGAAGUCUUGGUGGAUUCCCCGCUUCUGACGAACCAGCCGUGGAGAAGCCCAAGGCCGAGGCGCCCAAGAAGAAGCCCGCCGCGGGAGGUGGCCUCUUUGGCGAUGAGCCCGCCGGCCUGUUCGGCGAGGCGUCGGCGCCCGCAGCCUCCAAGAAGACUACGGCUGCGCCCAAGGCGUCCGGCUCGCUCUUCGGCGACGUGGGCGGGGAUGACGACAACGGCCUCUUCGGUGCUGCGCCCAAGGCUGCGCCCAAGAAGCCCGCCGCAGCGCCCGCCAAGAAGGAGGUCGCGGCUGCCGCUGCGGCCGUCGUUGCCGAGGACCCGCUCGGCGGACUCCUCUCGUCCCCGGGCACGGCCAAGAAGGCGCCCGCUAAGGCGGCCGAGCCCCUCGCCGGCGGCCUCUUUGGUGAGGCGGCAGAUCCGAAGCCCGCCGCUGCUGCCGAGAAGAAGGCCCCGGCGGCGGUCGAUCUGUUUGCCGACCCCGCUGCGGCGCCGGCGCCCGCACCUGCGGCCAAGAAAACUGCUGGUGCUGCGGCCGCCGCUAAGAAGGCCGGACCUGCGGCCACCAAGGCGACGGCGGCGACUGCCAAGAAGACCACCGCGGCCGCCAAGGCUGCUGCGCCCGCCGCCAAGAAGACCACUGCCGCUGCUGCGGCCAAGACCGCCGCUGCCCCGGCUGCGAAGAAGACCACCACUGCCGCUGCCGCUGCGAAGAAGGCGGCUCCCGCUGCUGCCGCCAGCGCCGCGGAUGAUCUGUUCGCCAACGUGCCCGCGACUGCGGCUGCCAAGUCCACCGCCGCAGCCACCAAGAAGGCACCCGCGGCCAAGGCCGCGCCAGCUGCGAAGAAGGCCGCUGGUGCUGCGGCGGCUGCUGGGGACGACAUCUUCGCUGACGUUCCCGCCACCAAGUCCGCUACGGGUGCCGCCAAGGCCGCGCCGGCCAAGAAGGCCACCGCCGUGCGGAAGACCACGGCCACCACCGCCGCGGCCGAUGACAUCUUUGGCGACCUCGGCGUUGGCGCGGCGUCGCCCGCUGCGGCCAAGAAGGCGGCCACGCCCGUGAAGAAGGCCCCCGCCGAGCCCGCUGCGGCGCCCAAGAAGGACGCAGACCUCGGCGACUCCCUCUUCGGCGACGUUCCCGCCACCGCCGCAGCCAAGAAGGCCACCACCGCCAGCAGCGCGCCGGCCAAGAAGGCCACCCAGCCCGCGGCGGCGACGGCCGAUCUCUUUGGCGAGGACCCGCUCGCCGGCCCCGCGCCGGCCAAGAAGAAGGAGGCCGCCUCGGGCGGGCUGUUCGACAACCCGCUCGGACCCUCUGCUGUCGCUGCCGCGCCGGUCACGGCCGCCCCGAUCGCCGGGCGCACGACCGAGGUGGUGCCCCUGCCCACUCUCAGCGUUUCCGAGAAGAUGAAGCUGCUCGCCGAGCAGUCCGCCAAGGAGCAGGCGCCCAAGGAGGUCGAGGAGGUGGUCAACCGACCGCGGCGAGGGACUGCCGGCGGCAAGGUGGCCGCGCUCCAGGACUCGAUCGGCAGCGCGAUCAACCCGCUGGCCCUGCGACCGGGCGCACGCCGACCGGCCAAGGAGGCCGCCGCCGAGGAGGUGAGCGGCAGCGGCCCGCUCGACGUCGACGACCUGCCAGACUUUGGCGACAACGACGACGAGGGUGAGGCCGACACGGCCGCCGUGCCUCCGCCGUCGUUCGCCGCUGCAGCGGUGUCCAGGCCUCGAUCGGCGGCCGCCGCGCCCAUGCCUGCCGUGGUGACGGAGGACGAGAGCCAGGUCAAGAAGGGGCCGGCGCUGUCGCACGCGGUCAAGUCGCGCCCCAUGAACUCCAACAAGCGGCUGCCGUCGCGCACUAUGCGUUCUCGCGGCACCACCGCGGCCAGCGAGUCCGCCAAGCCCCGCGCCGGCACUGACGCCACCUCGGUGUUCGGUGCGCUGGACCUGAGCCAGCCCAAGAAGUCCUCUACGGAGGAGCGACCAGCGGUCUCGCCCGUCAAGAAGCCCGCCGCUGCCGCCCCUGCGCCCGCGCCGGCAGUGGUCAACACCGACGACCUCCUCUCGUCGCUCUCCUCGUCGUCCGUGCUCGACGGCGACUUCAAGAUGCCCUCCUUUUCGUCCACCUCCACCUCCACCUCCACGUCGUCGUCGUCGAUCUUUGGCGGAGACAACGACAUGUUCGGCUCGGCCAACGGCAGCACCUCGGCCGCCGCCGCCGGCAGCAGGCCCAGAGCCGCGGCCAAGAUCGGUCUCUUUGACGACCCCACGCCGUCGUCGUCAUCUUCUUCGUCGGCUGCUCCUGCCAAGACGAUGGCGUCGUCGUCGGGUGGCGGCGGAGGCGACGACUCGUUCGACAUCUUCAGCAACCCGUUGAUGGGCAAGAAGGAGAAGGAGGAGCGGGAGAAGAAGAGGCGCGAGGAGGAGGAGCGACAGGCCAAGGCGGCCGCCCCGCCGCCCGACAUCUUCGCCGACCCGCUCGCCAAGGGCUCGUCUUCCUUCUUCUAG
Acanthamoeba castellanii str. Neff is the source of this 5781-nucleotide messenger RNA. RefSeq lists its product as uncharacterized. Bases 1 to 5781 code for a protein of 1926 amino acids. NCBI's taxonomy places the organism in Eukaryota, Discosea, Longamoebia, Acanthamoebidae. The record is from RefSeq and is a predicted model, not a curated record. The transcript is spliced from 7 exons.